Molecule: messenger RNA, 2212 nt
Organism: Octopus bimaculoides (California two-spot octopus)
Lineage: Eukaryota; Metazoa; Mollusca; Cephalopoda; Octopoda; Octopodidae
Product: HHIP-like protein 1
Source: RefSeq, a predicted model, not a curated record
CAUUCAAAUCUAAUCUUUAGUCAUUCAUGCACCAAACUAUUUCUAAACUACGGCAAUACGACUCCAGUUGUUCAUAUACGGAUCAUAUUUCAAGAAUUUUUCACUAUUCAGCUUUUGAUAUUCUUUGACAGCAUUUUUACUCGUGCUGGAAAUCCACCCUGAUAACUUUAGUCGUAUUUAAAUUGGACUUUGAUAACAUAGUUUUUCUUUUUCUUUUCUGUUCUGUUCUAUUUAUACGCUUUGUGUUCCGCAAUCACUGUUUUUUGCUUUCUAGUAAUGUAAUCAGAGGGAAAAAGAGAGAGAGUUUAUCACACACAUUUAACGAGAUAUAUUCUUACAUAACCUAAAACGGAAAGUGCUAACACUGUUAUGAAUGCCAAGAAAACAUUCGGCUCGAUGAAUCACUGAUCCUGGCAAAACAUUUCAAUUGUUUCUUAAAAGUUUUGUUUUAUUUUAUGAAUUCAAAGAAAGAAAAAUAGAAAAAAAAUAGAAAAAAAAAAGCAUCAACGAUGCAGUUCAGCAAAUUGUGGGUUUUAAUAAUUACAGCAAUAUCUUCCACUCGUGUCAUUGUGAAAUGCCAUCCUCAGUGCUUAGACUUUAAACCACCGUUUCAAUCGAAUACCUUGGAAUUUUGCUCGCAAUAUAGAGACUUCGGUUGCUGUACCAAACAACAAGAGGAUGUUAUAUUUCAAAGGUAUGAAUACGUCAAGACUCAACUUUCAGAGACUCUUCUUCAAACAUGUGAGCCCUAUCUACGAGAACUGUUGUGUCAACCUUGCUCCCCUUAUGCUGCUCAUAUUUAUAGCGCUGAGCAGACGAUGCAUGCCAGUACUUUCCCCGGAUUAUGUUCUAAUUAUUGUUCAGAAUUCUACACCAAAUGCAAAGAUUUGGCUAAAUAUAUAACGAGUGAUCAAGAAAUUCUUGGCACUUUGAAUUCCAAAGAAAAUUUUUGUUUGGUUGUUCAACUGACGGAUACAGACUACUGCUACCCCAAUCUUUUAAAAAAUGAACACCUCAACUUCAACAUAUCUAUUCAACAAAUUACGAAAGAAGGAUGUAUGUGUGUCGAACAGUUUGCAUGGGACUUGAGGAGUCCUGUCGUCGCAAGACAUGCCGGCGACGGUAGUGGUCGCUUGUUUGUGGCCGAACAACGCGGAGUUAUUUACAUUUAUUACAGAAACAAAACAAGAGAGCAAAAGGCUUUUCUUGAUAUCAAGGACCGGGUCCUUUAUAGUAGUUACAGGAUGGACGAAAGAGGAUUUCUAGGGCUUGCUUUCCAUCCUAACUUUGCUGUAAAUCGAAAAUUUUAUACGUAUUAUUCAGCUAAACUCGGCAGACGCAAAGAGUGCAUCAGGAUUAGUGAAUUUAAAGCAUCCCGAAAAAACCGAAAUAGGGCCAGUCGCAAAACUGAAAGGAUUUUAUUACAAGUGGAACAGCCAUUCUCAAACCACAACGGCGGUGAGCUUCUGUUUGGCGAUGACAACUACCUGUACAUUUUCAUCGGGGACGGAGGAAGUAGUGGUGAUCCCUACGGCCAUAGUCAAAACAAGUCUGUUUUGCUGGGGAAAGUGUUAAGAAUUAAUGUUAACAAGAGACGUAAGGGGAAACAAUAUGCAAUUCCACCGAGUAAUCCAUUUGUCAACGAAAAUGGAACACGUCCAGAGAUCUAUGCUUACGGAAUUCGGAAUAUAUGGCGUUGCGACAAAGAUGAAGGCGACCGCGUCACAGGAAUGAACAAAGGGCGGAUAAUCUGUGGUGAUGUUGGCCAGAAUGCCUACGAGGAAAUUGAUAUAUUGGUCAAAGGAGGUAAUUAUGGCUGGAACGGCAGAGAAGGAUACCAAUGUUUCCAUCCUGCAGUGUGUGGCAUGGUUGGUCCUGAAGAAUUACCGAUAUUCUCAUACCCUCAUUCUGUGGGCAAGUCUGUAACUGGAGGUCACGUGUACCGCGGCUGUGAAAAUCCAAAUCUCAACGGAUAUUAUAUUUACGGAGAUUUUACAAAUGGGCGUCUCUUCUAUCUUUACCAAUUCAACGAAUCACAAAUCUGGUUGAACAAAGAGAUUCGCAUGUGUGGAGACGAUGUCUGUUUCAAUGGCUUGCAGGGAUCUUACAGUCCUUUUAUUCUCUCGUUCGGGGAAGAUCAGAAUGGCGUGGCAACCCUGAACUUUGUGAACCCCAACUGACAUACAACAAAACUGAUGUUCCUUACAACAUA